AUGCUGGAAACUCUUGGAACUGUGUUUGGUCUGCGUCAUACUUUUAAGACCAAAGUUGGUAACGACUUUGUGCGAGGUGUUUCUGGUGGUGAGAGAAAGCGUGUGUCUAUCGCUGAGGCCCUAGCUGCUAGAGGAACCGUCUAUUGCUGGGACAAUGCUACCAGAGGUUUGGAUGCAUCUACUGCCUUGGAGUACAACCAUGCCAUUCGUGCUUCGACUAAUUAUCUCCAGAGCAUUGCUGUGGUUGCCAUUUACCAGGCCGGUGAAAACAUCUAUAAAUUGUACGACAAGGUUACCGUCUUGUACAGUGGUCGUCAAAUCUACUUUGGACCUGCUGAGGAGGCCAAGGACUUUUUCAUCAGACAAGGUUGGGACUGCCCACCUCGUCAAACUACCCCGGAGUUUUUGACUUCAGUUACUGAUCCCAAGGGGAGAACUCCUCGUGCUGGAUUUGAGACCAAAGUUCCUAACACUGCAGAAGAGUUUGAACAGUACUGGAAAAAUUCUCCUGAACAUGCAAGAUUAGUGCAGCAAAUCGCCGAAUAUGAAGAAAAGAGCGAUUCCGGCCAAACUCUAGAGAGAGUAAGAAAUAUUAUUAACCACCAAUUUAAAGAAAAGAGACAGCCAAAGAGAUCAAGAUAUAUCCUUACUUACCGAUCCCAGCUAAAGCUGCUCAUUACCAGAGGUGUCCAGAGAGUCAAGGGUGACAAGGCAUAUACAAUUAUCAAUGUGAGUGCUGCCAUCAUCCAAUCAUUAAUUAUCGGUUCUCUUUUCUACAACAUCCCUAGUGCAACUUCUGGUGCUUUCUCUCGAGGUGGUGCUAUUUUCUUUGCUCUUCUUUACAAUUCACUUAGUGCUCUUGCUGAAAUCUCAAACUCGUUCCAAAACCGUCCUAUUCUUUUGAAGCAGAAAGGUUAUUCUUUUUACCAUGCUUCUGGCGAAGCCUUACAAACUAUUUUGUCAGACUUGCCAGUUAAAAUUAUAACCUAUGUCAUAUUCAGUAUUAUAUUGUAUUUCAUGGUUGGCUUGCAAGUAGCAGCUGGUCAGUUCUUCUUGUUUUUGCUGAUUAUUAUUAUAAGUUGUCUUUCGAUCUCUGCUUUGUUCCAGAUGAUUUCCACUUUAACCAAAUCUGCAUCCUCUGCUAAUUCCAUUGCUGGUGUGUUUGUCUUAGUGCUUUCUGUCUAUACUGGUUAUAUGAUUUCGACUCGUACAAUGCACCCUUGGUUCAGAUGGAUUAACUGGUUGGAUCCUUUGGCUUAUGGUUUUGAGGCCAUGAUGGCUAAUGAAUUCCAUGGUUUGAAGAUGUCGUGUGAUCUGCUGGUGCCUAGUGGCCCAGGUUAUGAAAAUGUUACAAUUGCUAACCAAGUUUGUGCAUUUACUGGUUCCAGACCUGGUCAAAGUUUUGUAGAUGGUAACGAUUACUUGUAUGCUUCUUUCGAGUAUAAAUGGGAUCAUGUUUGGAGAAAUUUUGGUAUUCUUAUUGGUUUCUGGAUCUUUUUCCUUGCUAUUAACUGUGUUGCUAGUGAAGUCGUCCGACCUGUGUCCGGUGGUGGUGAUGUCUUGCUCUUUAAGAGGGGUCAUAUGCCAUCCCCCGAGAACCUAAAAGAAAAUGCACAAGCUGAAAAAGAAGCCUCUAGUGGUGAUGACCUUUCCCUGGAGACUACUUCUAGAGAGGUCUUCAGUUGGCAGCACGUUGAUUAUACCAUUCCAUUAGAUGGUGGUACCCGUAAAUUGCUGGAUGAUGUCCAAGGAUAUGUAAAGCCAGGUACUUUGACUGCACUUAUGGGUGAGUCUGGUGCUGGUAAGACUACAUUGUUGAACGUUCUUUCGCAAAGAAUCCAUUUCGGUGUUAUCACUGGUGAUAUGUUGGUCAACGGUAAGCCUUUGGACAACUCGUUCCAAAGACGCACAGGCUAUGUUCAACAGCAAGAUUUGCAUCUUGCCGAGGCAUCGGUUAGAGAAUCGUUACAGUUUGCUGCUCGCUUGAGACAGCCUGCGACCACCCCUGAUCGAGAGAAGCUGGAGUAUGUUGAACAAAUCAUCAGGUUACUGGGAAUGUCAGACUAUGCUGAGGCCCUUGUUGGAUCAAGUGGUCGUGGUUUGAACGUCGAGCAACGUAAGAAACUGUCUAUCGGUGUCGAAUUGGUUGCCAAGCCUUCAUUGUUGCUUUUCUUAGAUGAACCAACUUCCGGUUUGGACUCUCAAUCUUCGUGGGCCAUUGUUCAAUUCUUGAGGUCUCUGGCAAACGCCGGACAAUCUAUCCUGUGUACUAUCCAUCAGCCAUCUGCUACGCUUUUCGAGCAAUUCGAUCGUUUAUUGUUGUUAAAGAAGGGUGGCAGAACCGUUUACUUUGGUGAUAUCGGUAACAACUCGAGUGUUCUGACUAGUUAUUUUGAAAGAAAUGGUGCUAGAAAGUGUGGCCGUGAAGAGAAUCCUGCCGAGUAUAUCUUGGAGGCUAUUGGAGCGGGUGCUACAGCCUCUGUAACUGCUGACUGGGGUGAUAUCUGGAGCAAGUCUCCUGAGUGUCACGAUACCACUGCCGAGAUCACUAAACUUCAGGCGGAGCUUGCUGCUCAGCCUGUUCCUCAUAGUGAUGUCCCUGCCAAGGUAUUAACCCAAAAGUUCGCUGCUAGCUACUGGACCCAGUUUAAAUAUGUCACCCAACGUACCAUGAUUCAAUACUGGAGAUCACCUACUUAUCUCAUGGCUAAGUUCAUGCUUAUGGUUGUGGCAGGUCUGUUCAUUGGUUUCACAUUCUGGAAUGUUGGUAAUCCAUUUUCUCUUGCUGGUAUGCAGAAUGCCAUGUUCGGUGUUUUCUUGAUCCAGGUUUUGUCUGCUCCAUUGACGAAUCAGAUCUUGUCUAAUGCUGAGCAAACUAGAGAACUUUAUGAAGUGCGUGAAUCAUCAUCCAACACUUUCCACUGGAGUUGUCUGUUAUUGGCUCAGUAUAUCUCCGAGUUGCCAUACCAUAUUGUCUUUUCGACUCUCCUUUACUGCUGUUUCUAUUUCCCGGUGCGAUACAGUACUGAACCUCAUGUCGCAGGUUUCUUCUACUUUGUUUACUGUAUUUUGUUCCAGUUUUACUAUGUCGGUUUUGCAUUAUGGAUUAGUUACUUCUCACCCAACGCUGCCUCUGCUGCUGCAAUUGCAUCUCUGUUGUUCAGUUUCUUGAUCGCAUUCUGUGGCGUUCUUCAACCACUUCAACUCUCGCCUUACUUCUGGGUCUUCGUUUUCAGAUUGUCUCCAUUCACUUAUUUCAUCCAAGCCUACCUUGGUGUAAUCAUGCAUGAUCAGAAGGUGGUGUGUCAACCCGAGGAGUUCAGUGUGUUCCAACCACCAAGUGGAAUGACCUGUGAGUCUUUUGCGGGAGCUUUUGUCAGAAAUGUCAGUGGAUACCUCAACAACCCAGAUGCUACAUCCAACUGUCAAUACUGUAAAUAUUCUGUGGGAGACGAAUAUCUUGCUACCAUUGGUGUCAACUACGAUCAAAGGUGGAGAAAUGUUGGUUUCAUUUGUGCUUAUAUCAUCUUCAAUGUCUGUGCCAUGCUUUUGUUCUACUAUCUUUUCAGAGUAAAGCAAUGGCAAACCCCCAAGCUCUUCUCUAUCUUCAAGAAGAAGAAGCCUGUCGAGGAGCCUGUCCGAGACAUCUAUGCUCCCAAAGAAGGCGACGAAGACGCUGUCUUUGGAAGAGUCAGAUCUCCCUCGAUGGUCCCUGGAACUGCUGAGUAA
Sugiyamaella lignohabitans is the source of this 3729-nucleotide messenger RNA. RefSeq names its product ATP-binding cassette transporter SNQ2 (gene SNQ2). The transcript has a single exon. The record is from RefSeq and is a predicted model, not a curated record. Gene Ontology annotation, molecular function: ABC-type transporter activity; ATP binding; ATP hydrolysis activity. Gene Ontology annotation, biological process: transmembrane transport. Bases 1 to 3729 code for a protein of 1242 amino acids. Gene Ontology annotation, cellular component: membrane. Lineage: Eukaryota; Fungi; Ascomycota; Dipodascomycetes; Dipodascales; Trichomonascaceae.